ACUCCAAAAACAGGACUGUGAUUCUCUAUAAAAGCUAAAACCAUCUUCACGAGAGUGAACCAUACCAAAGAAGAAACAAUCAUAAUCUCCAUCCAAAAGUUUUGACAAAUCACUACAGUUUUCCAGAAUCCUCAUUUGCGAUAUCUUCUCUUCUUUAUCUUUUCUUAUCACUUUUCACUUUUUCCCCUUAACCUUCUACAAAAACCAAAGACAACAAUUAUUUUCUACAGGGGCUAGAACUCUAAAAAAAUGGUUGCGGUCGCGGACUCCAGUGCGGAUUCAGAUAUUGGGGGUCAGUUAAACUCAGGAGUUAACGAGUCUAAUCUUUUAAGUGGAAAUGGAACGAUUCCAAGAACUAACAGUGGUUGUGGCUAUUUGUCCUCAACGACUACAGCAAUGACUUAUGAGCCUUGUGUUUCUUGCACUACCUUUAACAUCCUGGCUCCUAUCUACAAGCGACUUGAUCAAAAGAAUCAAAGUCUUCGUGAAAGCAAUUUCAGAGCAGUCUGGCUCUCUAGAAACCAGAAGAUUUUGAAUUGGUUGCUUCUCGAGAGAUCUUCAAUUAUAUGUCUCCAGGAAUUCUGGGUUGGAAAUGAAGAACUUGUGCAUAUGUACCAGCAGAGACUUGGUGAUGCUGGCUAUGUAACUUUCCAGCUUGCACGAACCAAUAACCGUGGAGAUGGCCUGCUUACUGCUGUGCGUAAGGACUACUUUACAAUUCUAAAUUAUCGAGAGUUGCUCUUCAAUGACUGUGGAGACCGUGUUGCUCAGCUAUUGCAUGUUCAGCUGGCCUUUCCCUUUUCACAAAACCGGAAAGGCAAUGCUCAGCAAGAAUUUCUUAUUGUUAACACUCACUUGUUAUUUCCUCAUGAUUCCUGUCUAUCUGUAGUUAGACUGCAUCAGGUUUACAAAAUACUCCAAUUUGUGGAACAAUAUCAGAGAGAAAACAAACUUAACUAUACGCCAAUCCUACUCUGUGGUGAUUGGAAUGGAAGCAAGCGUGGACAUGUUUACAAAUUCCUGAGGUCUCAAGGGUUUGUAUCUUCAUAUGACAUUGCCCAUCAAUAUACUGACAGUGAUGCAGAUGCCCACAGGUGGGUGAGCCACCGAAAUCAUAGGGGUAACAUCUGUGGUGUUGAUUUCAUAUUGCUGUGUAAUCCUAAUAAAUCAAGGAAACCAUUGAAGAAGAGUUGGGCUGAAGCAGUGUUUGGAAUAAUAAAGUGUCAGCUCCAAAAAGCCUCGUUGGUUGAAAAUAAUGCAUUUGCGUUUUUAAAGGCUGGCAACCAUGGGAAUUUUAUAACAUAUUCAGCUUUCUGUGAAGCACUCCGCCAGGUAAAUUUAAUUGGUCUUCCUUACGGACUCACUUCCCAGGAGACGGAAGAUUUAUGGAUGCAAGCUGACAUUAAUGGAAAUGGAGUUGUCGAGUAUGAAGAAUUUAAGCGAAGGAUUUGGAAUUCAGAAUGCGCAGAGCUAAGAGAGGAGAAUUGCAGUGAGAGGACUGGGGACUCUGAACAUGACAUAGUGGAAGAAGCCAUUGGUUUCAAUGUCAAGAAUGCAGUUCUAUUCCCCCGUGAAGCCGAGAAAGGCAUGUGGCCAGAAAAUUAUUCUCUCUCUGAUCAUGCUCGACUCACCGUUGUGUUUUCUCCGGUUAGAAUGCAGUGUUCUCAGCGUGUGACACGUUUGUAGAUGAAACUGGCUCAAAAACUAUGGGGUAGAUAAGAAAGUGGAGUUUUUAUAUCAGAAACAACUGAUUAUAGCGAUACAUAUCUCUGGGGGUAACUAGCUCUGGUCUAGCCUCAGCCAAGUUUUUCAGGCAAAGAGAGAACUACGUAUCCCAGAUGUCUUGGAUUGUAAUGUGAAAUGGCAAAUCAGAACCAUUUUGCAAGAACCAUCCAAAAUGUAUAAAUUUAUGAAUUCAUAAGUGCAAACUCCAUCAAUUUUACUACAAUAUUAUUUAUUUUUCUCGA
Molecule: messenger RNA, 1967 nt
Organism: Populus trichocarpa (black cottonwood)
Lineage: Eukaryota; Viridiplantae; Streptophyta; Magnoliopsida; Malpighiales; Salicaceae
Exons: 11
Coding region: 250-1686 (478 amino acids)
Molecular function (GO): 3'-5'-RNA exonuclease activity
Source: RefSeq, a predicted model, not a curated record